GAGGGAGGGAGGGAAGAGCACAGCUGUUGUGUGAAGAGAAAAUAAAGAUAAAGAAAGCCAGGAGGUGCACAAGUGUGAAGGGCGAAGGAGAAAGGGAUUGACGCAGAAGUUGAAGGUCAAAGCAACUGAGGAGAUUAACGGACACCUGACAUCACAGUAACAAUGGAGACGCAGCAGGAAAAGAGGACUUACUUCCUUUGAAGUGGAAAAGAAAAGGAGCGGUGUUUGAGGGAAGAAGGGGACACCGUUUCCUCACCAUGUUUCAUUCAGCUGGCUUCCCAAAUUCUAACAACCUGCGCCGGAAGAGCAACUUCGUCCCGGGAUAACAUGACGAGAGGAGCCAAGAGAUACCUGCCGACUCUGUGAUACCCUCCUCCUUUUCCUCCUCUCCUCUCCUCCUUCCUUCCUCCCUUUCUUUCACUUUAAAUACACUCACUUCCUCCUCCUCUGCCCUGAUAUCUCCUCUCCUCUCCAUCUCCUCACUAUGUGGAUACCAGCUUUGCUCAUAUGGAUUCUUAACAGCAGCUAUCUGUGCGCAGCGCAAGACUACCCGGACUAUUCUACAAUAGGAGACAUGGGCACCGAGGCUCCAGAACUGUCAGAUGACCAGCCCAGUUUGGAGUCAGUGACGAGCGUGGAUCAGCUGUUACAGCUUCUGUACCCAGAAUACAACCUGCUUCAGCACUGCCUGAGGAAGAAGUCAUGGCCCUCCUCCUCCUCCUUCCCCUCCUCAGCGAGCCCUCUGGUCCACUCUGACCUGGAGGAUCUGUGGGGUCAGCCCCGCGAGGAGGCGCUUUUUAAAGAAGACAGGACUUUCUCAAUCAUCUUAGAGGAGAUGCGGCGGACCUCCUGCCAGCCCAGAGAAGUGUGUGUUGAGGUGGCCAAAGAAUACCCAGGAUCCACCAGUCAGUUCUUCCUGCCUCGCUGCGUGGCUCUUUACCGCUGUGGCGGCUGCUGCAACAACGAGGCGUUCUACUGCACCAACAUCAGCCACGCACUGGUCAACAAGACGUUGAUAGAGCUGUCCCCGCCCAGGAUGGAGCGCUCCGUCGUCAUGGUAACAUUUGUCAACCACACUUCCUGCGAUUGCAUCUCGAAGCGGCCUCUGCACUCCAUCAUCAGACGAGCCGCGACAGAUCACCUGUGUUCCCCACCCGAAGUCCCCUGUGCCUCGGGGUCAUUAUGGGAUUCAGUGAACUGUUUGUGUGUCUCUAGAGACGCCAUUAACUACUCUGAGAGAGAGACAGGACCUAAAUACCUUUUGUUUGUCUCCACGUGGCUCUCAGAGGCGCUGGACUCGGGGCUGCUGGCUCUCUGCGGGCCGAACCGGGUUCUGCACAAGUCGUCCUGCGAGUGUGUGUGUCACAACGGACUCACAGAGGACAGCUGCGACCCGGGCUGGAAACUGUCCCACAACACCUGUGAAUGUCAGUGUGAAGGUCAAGGCGAGGGGAAGUGGUGCCCCGCCGGCCAGCGCUGGGAUGAGGAGCUGUGCGGGUGUGUGUGUGCUGCAGAGUGUCCCAGGAACCAGCCGUUGAACCCCGACACCUGCCUGUGUCAGUGCAGGGAGAGUGGGCCGUCCUGUAUGCUGCAGGGCAAGAAGUUCAUCCCUAACUCCUGCAGUUGUUACAAGUGGCCGUGCAGAAAGCCCCAACCUGUGUGCCAGGCGGGUAACUACUACAGCGACAAAGUCUGCCAGUGCAUCUCCAACAACUAUAGGAGUCAAGACCAAGAGUAUUUCCCUUCAACAUGAGGCUACAUUUAGGGGGGGGGGGGGGGGAAGGCGGAAAUGCCUCUUUACAGGAAGGUGGAAGGACACAUUUACAUACUGGAUUAUAACAGCAUCCUGGAGGAGUUUUAUUAAUGCUCACUGUUCUGAGGAUACUUUCAAGUGGAACAGAAAAGGCAGGGAAACUCAUAAAAGUGGAGAAAAUGAGGAUGUGUUUGACUCUCUGAGACCUCUGACUGGAAGCAGGUAAUCACACCUGCUUAAAAGCUCCACAGCGAGGGGGGGAAUCAGACUCCUUGGCAGCGCUUACCCCUGCUGCAACGUGUUCGAGCAAGACCUUCAACCACUCAUGACUGUGUGAAAUGGAAAGUGGAAUAAAAUAAUGACAGACUAGACUCCAUGCUCCUCAUUUUUUUUUAGAUUAAAUAUGCUGCAGGCCCUUUGGCAGUGGUGGGAUAUUUGAGAGGUUGAAGGAUUUAUUUUGCAUGUAAUGUGAUGUUGCCGGGCUCUCGACGUGGAAAUGGUGACAGUAUGUUUUGGUGAUGCACCAGAGGCUGUUUCCAACAAAAGAACAACAAAAGAGAUGGAGUAAAGCUUUUUCUUUUUACCUAAACGUCUUAAUUUUCCUUCAGCCUUUUUGCUAGAGAAAGAGGCAGAACUUGUUUAAUCAAACGCUAAUUUAAACACUCCCAAACACCUAUUAUAUCCUCCAGUUUCUACUUGCCUGUCGAGCUGCAAGUGUCUGAUCACAAUCGAUGGGAACUCAAGUAAUUUAACUUUACACUCUUGAGUAAUAUUAUUUGUAAAUAUUUAAACGUCAUAUUUAAUACUGAUAUUUUUAAAUAUGGAAUCAUGUAUUUAAGUCUCUACCCUAACUAAAUGUUGUUUUGCGAUUCUUGUAUUCUGCAGUUUUUAAUAACUAUGAAAAAUUGUGUUUUUAAUUGUCCGCACUGCAAGAUUCAUAUGUAAGCUUUAAAAAAACAAUGACUUAGGGCUACAUGUUGGGAUGAAGAUUUACGUAGAGAUGAUUGUAGCGUUUGUGCUAUGGAUGUAAAGAAAAACGUCUUUUAUCAUGCUACUAUUGAAUAUUUUGUGAUUUUAAAGUAUUAAAAGCCUUCUCUGACUGAUA
Molecule: messenger RNA, 2858 nt
Organism: Notothenia coriiceps (black rockcod)
Lineage: Eukaryota; Metazoa; Chordata; Actinopteri; Perciformes; Nototheniidae
Product: vascular endothelial growth factor C-like
Exons: 8
Coding region: 485-1753 (422 amino acids)
Biological process (GO): vascular endothelial growth factor receptor signaling pathway; response to hypoxia; positive regulation of endothelial cell proliferation
Cellular component (GO): membrane
Molecular function (GO): chemoattractant activity; vascular endothelial growth factor receptor 3 binding; growth factor activity
Source: RefSeq, a predicted model, not a curated record